AACGUGCGCUUCGCCUCCGCCGUCAACUCGGUGUGCGCCGCCGCGCGCUACCACUACGUCACCGUCCUCAUGAAGGGCGAGGCCGAGCCGGGGGCCGAGCCGCGCAACCGCGAGCCCGACAAGAACGAGGGUUGGGAAUGGGUUAAAUGGGAUGAAUUUCCUCCAGCGGAUCAACUGUUCUGGGCAUUACGCUGUUUAAGAGAGCAAGGUUACAAUCCCUUUACAGAAGAGCUCGAUCAUCUAAAGGGCUACACGGGAAGCCACCAACUAGUGUAAAAACCAAUUGUACAUUAUGUAACAAACAAAGGACAGACCUGAUUUUUUGGUGUAAAAGAGAAAAAGAUUAUCAUGCUCACAGUGCUCAUGUGAAACUACUACCCUUCCCAAAGCCAAAAAGAUGCCAAAUGCCUCAGUGGUUUUACCAUGUUUCAUACAACAGUUGUCUCUCAUUCCAGAGCUAUUUCUGGCUCUAGUGGUUAACAGUUAAUGUUUUCUUUUCUAGAAGACUCACAGUGUUUGAUCUGGUUAAUCUUUAUAUAGAUUAAUAGCCCUUUGGAGGUCACAACUAGUCAAGGAAGCUUACUCACUUGGAAACAGUUGCAGCAUCAGGCCCAAAAGAAACUGUUUCGUUUAAACCACUUUCUAUGUAGAACUGCUUCAUAUAUUAUGCUGCUUUCCUGUAAUUAUAAAUCUUGGACCAAUUUUUAAACUUAGUCUUAUCUUACACCUUAAGUUAAGACACUGUCAUGAACAAAAGACAUUUUACAGACAAUGCCUCAUUCUCCUGCAGACAGUAGUACAUACUCAAAAAUCCGGGUAUUAUAAACAUGAAAGGGUUGCAGUGGCUUGUUGCAGGGAAUGAAUAUUCCUUGACCAUUCUUGCCACCCCCUUUCAUUGGAGUUCUGUUUGUAGCCUCAGUUACAUUAGAGUUUAUCUACAGAAGUGUGUAUCUGCAGUUGAUCUUAAUUCCUGAUCAUGUUACUAAAUUCUUAAUAGUUUAAUGGAGAGGUGCCGACAGUCUUCUACUAGGCUGAUACAAAUAACAUUGUACAAACUAAUAUCACUUACAGGUGUAGUUCUACAGCAGACAGUCAUACAUUUUGGCUAGAGGGUUGUCAGUAUUAAACAGCACAAAUGGGUGUCAUUCUGUAUGGCCACUGGGAUUUGAUAGAAUUGUUAGUUUUCAGUUUGAUGUGACUGAAUGAAAUCACAAUACACAUAAGGCAUAUAGAAAACCAAUUAAUUUAUAUUUUUCAUUUUUCUAGAAUCCGUAACCAGAUUUGAAUCUUUUCCAGCUGCGGUCAUUAGGACAUCAGCAAUUAAUUUUACAAUGUGACUUUAAAAAUAACUGUCUUGCUUUUUUUUUUUCCACUUCAGGGUUCUUUAAAAACACAGGUUUUGUCUGUUUCCUUUAGAUAUACCCCUCGUACAAAAUGUUCUGAGGUACCUUUAAUUUCUUUUAAAUAAAAGAGAAGCACAAUACUGAAGGAUUAAAAUUUUCUGGAAGGACUGACUUUUCAGUUCAAUGAGCUUCAAGGGUUUAAAGCUCUUCUCUGCAUAUGUUUUCUUAAAUGGAGGUGGCUCUUUUUGCUCAAGAAUCAAUGAUAGGAGCUAUAAGAAUGCUACUGACGACUGCAAGCCUCCUGCUUAGAAUUGGCAGUAUUAACUAUGCACAACUUCCCUUAGGACAGAUAUUCUAUGAAGUGAAGAAAGAAGGUAAUGUUAUAAAGCGGUUUUGAAAUUAAAAGUAUCACUGAAAAUGCCUUUACUACUGUAUCUUUGUAGAAAGCCUAUUUUUUCUAUUCAAAAGCAGAGAUUUUCUUUCUGAAAGCAACUUUAUGUACACUGAAUAUUAUUCUGUUCAGCUGUCAACAAAGAGGCUGUAGGAAGAUUUGACAGAUGUCUGCCCAUCUGUCCCAAAGAAUAAUGAAAAAAAGAAAAAAUAUUUAGCACAAUUUUAAAUUUUAGAAGG
Molecule: messenger RNA, 1973 nt
Organism: Athene cunicularia (burrowing owl)
Lineage: Eukaryota; Metazoa; Chordata; Aves; Strigiformes; Strigidae
Gene: NUDT15
Product: nudix hydrolase 15
Exons: 2
Biological process (GO): dGTP catabolic process
Cellular component (GO): cytosol
Molecular function (GO): 8-oxo-7,8-dihydrodeoxyguanosine triphosphate pyrophosphatase activity
Source: RefSeq, a predicted model, not a curated record